AUGCAUUCAUCGACCAAGAAGUGGAAAGCGCCCCGGGUCAAGGCUCGCGAAGAAGGCCAACGCAGACUCAAAGGCAGAAAGCAUCUCUGCCCUGAGUCACCUUUCUUUACAGAACAUUUCAACUUUCAGCAGCAAGAGACAAUCAUGCUCAAGGAGAAAGAGAUGUACCUUGAGAGGCAUGUGCCCAUUACCAUUCCAGUUAGGCCUUUUGGUGGGAAGAUCUUUGCCCCGUUGGUGCUUGAAAUCUUUAAUGAAGAUUUUCAGUACAGCGACUCGACAUCCAUGGAGGGAAAGUUCUUGCAGACCUCAUGCAGCCCAGUGCUUUGUAUGGCCACCGUCUGGCAGGAGGAUUUCGAGCAGAACAAGUUCUUUGUCUACCCUGCUAAUGCCCAUGCUACUUCGGUCGUCGCUCUCUUCCCCAGUAUCCAGGAGCUCAAAUUCGAAGGCAACGACAGAAUCGCCAGUAGCAUCGUUCAUCGCCGUUUCUUACCUUUUCCUCGUCAUCCUUGCAACCAAACCGUGAACUGGACCGUGCGACCAUACCUGAAGCCUCACAGCUUUGACGAAAUCAUGGAGAGUCACGCACCCACCGAGGAAGAAAUCUUGACAUUUGACUGGGAGAUUGGUCUUCCCAACGACGAAGAUCUUCAGAUUGGUCUUCCAAUGUCAUUCAACAAAGAGAAUGGUGAUUCUGGAAGCAAAGAUAGAUUCAGCAACGACCCUUACGAUGGCGUCAAAGCUGAUCGCUUACUUGGUCACGACCUCCUUGCAGCGCUCGAUCCCCAAAACGUCUAUUUCUGA
Messenger RNA from Aureobasidium melanogenum CBS 110374, 801 nucleotides. RefSeq lists its product as uncharacterized. The record is from RefSeq and is a predicted model, not a curated record. The transcript has a single exon. NCBI's taxonomy places the organism in Eukaryota, Fungi, Ascomycota, Dothideomycetes, Dothideales, Saccotheciaceae. The coding region runs from base 1 to 801 and encodes 266 amino acids.